AUGAAUCAAAAGAAAACUAUAUCAACCUUAAUUGUCCUCGGUUCGGGUGGACAUACAACAGAAAUGUUUCGCCUAUUAUCGGGCACUGACCCGAAUGUCUACAAGCCAAGGCAUUAUAUGAUUGCGUCAACAGAUAAAAUGAGUGCUAAGAAAAUGAAUGAAUUCGAAAGGAAUACUCUAGAAGAUAUGGAUGUCACUUUCAUCAAUCGCAGUCGGCAUGUUGGACAAAGUUAUAUCAGUUCAGUUUUCACGACGCUAUGGGCGUUUUUCACCGUUAUUCCAUUUGUUUAUCG
Molecule: messenger RNA, 293 nt
Organism: Adineta ricciae
Lineage: Eukaryota; Metazoa; Rotifera; Eurotatoria; Adinetida; Adinetidae
Source: the annotation of a GenBank genome assembly